AUGAACACUGAUUGUCAUUUGUAUACGUUACCACAAACUGAAUCGGAUGAUAAUAAUGACACAAGUUCGGAUGAAUCUGAUCUCGAAGUAGUAUCGAUCGUUGAUGAAACAGACAAUAUUGACAUUUCGAUCAAGAAUCAUUUUAAUCUCGAUGAUAAUGAGGAAGAUAACAACGACGAAGAGGCAACUGAUGUUCAACAGUUGAAUUUAGUCUUGAACUCAAAUGAUACUGAACUCAAUGAAGAUCUAGAUGUUCUGAAUGCGCAUAUUGUAUCAACUGAUCAAUCGUCCUUGCUUGCUUCAUCAUCAGCUGUAUCUAACUCAGGGGAGGAGAGUCCAUCAUGCAAGAGUAAACGCCGACAAUGGUCAACUGCAGAGAAGCUACAUGCCGUUGAUAUGCUGGGAAAAGCUGGUGUAGUCAAAUCUUCCCGGCUUUUAGCUCAUGUAAUACUGGGCGGACCUGUGCGGAAGUACCCUUAUACUUUUGAAGCCGACACUUCAGAAAAUAUAAUGGGAUGUAAAUGA
Molecule: messenger RNA, 525 nt
Organism: Didymodactylos carnosus
Lineage: Eukaryota; Metazoa; Rotifera; Eurotatoria; Philodinida; Philodinidae
Source: the annotation of a GenBank genome assembly